This is a messenger RNA of Penaeus indicus, 799 nucleotides long. RefSeq names its product ubiquitin-conjugating enzyme E2 J2-like. The annotation marks the transcript as partial. The record is from RefSeq and is a predicted model, not a curated record. Lineage: Eukaryota; Metazoa; Arthropoda; Malacostraca; Decapoda; Penaeidae. The transcript has 5 exons.
CUCAAAAGCAAAAUUUCCUGCGCCAAGUGUCACCGUAACAGCUGACUCCCGUGUGUUGGCCAUCAGCUGAUUGACACCAACCUCAUGAUUAAGAGCCUUCUGACACACGAUAUGACACUUUUCUAGCAUUUAGACACAACAUUGAAAAAAAGAAGUCAUGUCAAAACACUCAGGCACGGCAUCAGCGCGUCUAAGGGCCGACUAUAUGCGAUUAAAACGUGACCCAGUGCCAUAUGUGACUGCUGACCCCCUGCCCUCAAACAUUCUGGAGUGGCAUUAUGUUGUGGAAGGGCCAGAGCAGAGCCCCUAUGAGGGAGGCUAUUACCACGGCAAGUUGGUUUUCCCGAUGGAGUACCCGUUUCGACCGCCCAGCAUAUACAUGAUCACACCCUCGGGUCGCUUCAAGACCAACACGCGACUGUGCCUCUCCAUUUCAGACUUUCAUCCUGACACGUGGAAUCCAGCCUGGUCCGUGGCCACCAUACUGACUGGGCUUUUGUCAUUUAUGCUGGAGAAAGCCCCUACAUUCGGUAGCAUAGAGACAAGCGACUAUGAGAAAAGACAACUGGCCCAGCAGAGUUUAAGCUUUAAUUUGAAGGACAAGGUUUUUACGGAACUCUUUCCUGAAAUCACAGAGACUAUCCAAGAGAAACUGGCACAGCGCGAGCAGGAGUUGGCGGAGAGAGCUAAAGCGAUAGAGACCGGAAGCCUGAGUGAAAAGGACCGCACGAACUCUGACAGUGGCAACCAGAACCUCGACGCCAGCCACAUGUCUGCCCUCACAAACCUCCUUGUCGUC